UAAUGGAUUAAGACAAGUGUUAAUUAUCUACAAUUAUCAUUAUUUUGACUGGUGGUCAUCAGGUUAUGAUUACUGCCAUAUCAAAAUCAUAAAGCAUGACAGUAGGUUAUAAAUAAACUCUCACCGAACAUUCCCUCAUCAAGAAUGGAGCUGUUAAAAUGUUUAAGCAAGGAAUUAUUGCGGAGAAACCAUACACAUGGUAUUCGGCAAUUUUCCGCAAGUGUUUUCAAACAAAAUCAGACUGAAAGUCAAUCAAAAAAUGAAGAAGAAAGAACGACACACUUUGGAUUCGAGACUGUCAAAGAAAGUGAGAAAGGGAAGAAAGUUCACACUGUCUUCGAGCAAGUAGCGAAUUCGUACGAUUUAAUGAACGAUGCAAUGAGUCUGGGUAUUCACAGGAUAUGGAAAGACAUGUUCAUUCAGGAGUUGUCUCCAACCCACGGCAGCAAAUUGCUGGACAUGGCCGGUGGCACUGGAGACAUUACAUUCAGAUAUCUUCAUUACUUGAACACUCGUAUGAACCCUAAGGGCUUGAAGAGCCACGUCACGGUGUCUGAUAUCAAUCAGAACAUGCUGGAUGUUGGUAAAACCAGGGCCGAACGCUUGGGAUACACUGUGCAGAAGGGGUAUGACAUCGCGUGGCUUCAGGGAGAUGCUGAGAAAUUACCCAUCAAGGACGAGUCGUACACAGCGUACACCAUUGCUUUCGGAGUUCGUAAUUGCACUCGAAUCGACAAGGUUCUCGAAGAAGCUUACAGGGUUCUGCAGCCUGGGGGACGAUUUUUAUGUCUCGAAUUCAGUCAUUUAACAAAUAACUCUCUGCAAUGGGCAUACGAUCAAUAUUCCUUCCAAAUGAUCCCUGUAAUGGGAAUGCUUCUUGCCGGAAAAUGGGAGCCAUACCAAUACCUAGUGGAGAGUAUUCGCAGAUUCCCAAAGCAAGAGGAGUUCAAAGAAAUGAUCGAAAAUGCAGGCUUCAGACAUGUGACGUAUCGCAACCUCACGUUCGGAAUCGUAGCCAUCCACUCAGGCUUCAAAAUUUAAUCAAAUUGAGACACUGUCCCACCAAAUUAUUGAAUUAAUUACUAAAUACUUGUGUCAAUUGUUGUUGAAUAAUUAUUUGAAUACCCAUUGGAAUGAAAGAAAUCCGAGAAAACAGGGAGAAAUAACUCCAAUUGUGGUUUCCUUUAGAGACAACUGUAUUAGUAUUUAGUAUUGAGGAAUGCAGCUUUAGACAGAGCAGUUUAAAUAUACACACAGGUUACAGUCCAUCCAAAGGUUUCACAAACAUUAAAUUAAUACGGUCCCUCUAAUUUUAAAAUGAUUCUUUCUCGGGGUGUCUCAAUCCAAAUCCUAUUCUGCCUUCUCUCCACUGAAUUUUCAUUGCUAUUAGCCUACUGUUUUUCGAAGAGAUGUGGACCAGUCUUACCUUCGAUGGAAGCAAUUUUUCUAGAGGUACAUUCAUAUUCUCUCUUCGAAAUUUAAUGCCCAUCAGUAUUUCCAAUUACAUUAAUUUUAAAAUCACCCAAUUCCAAUCGCAAUUUCCUCAGAAUACGCAAUGAAAACUUUCAUUGAGACACGCCGUGAUUUUUUCAUGGCAUCUAGGCCACAUUGUCUUUAUUUAAUUUAAUGAUCUUCUUUUCGGGUGCAAAAGAUUUAAAAUUGGAGAAUGCAACGAGCCUCGAGAGAAGUGAGGCUCGGCAUAUUAUAAAUUUUUCUAAGUGUUAUAUUUUUUUUUCAUUUUUCAUCAUAAAAAUUACAGCUACACCACGUAUGGAGAUUGAAAUAAGUUGUCGACCAUCUAACGCCUCAAUCGCAAUUGAAUUUUGGAUAAUGAAGCUGGUACAGAGAAUUUAUCAAUUUACCCAGUAUUUUUAAUAUAUUUUUUUCACUCCUAACAAAAUCGAAGCACUGCCAGAAUAUUUCUCAAGUAAAUUCAAUGAUGCAGCUACAGAUUAUAAAAUCCCUCCAAGUGGAAGUGUAAACGAAAAAGGAAAAAAAAAACGAGGGGUAAAUAAAUGUUAUAAAAUUUGACUCAUUCAACAGAUAUUUCCUACAGUUCUUUAAAUUCGAUGGGUCGUUGAUAAUUAUCGUUAAAAUUUUUCAAUUACACAUUAUAAAAUACUAGACUUUGUUUUCUACACCUGUUUGAAUAUAUUCUCCUAUCCUUUCUCCAUUUUAUGAUCCAAUGAUUUCUUCAAGCGUUCACAUAUCAAGUGGAGUGCAAAUAAUAUACAUAUUUUAUAAAUCAUCUAUAUAAGGACUUUGAAUACUUAGUCUAGAUUUUUCUUAGAUAAUACCGUAGCCUUCUGCAAUGCGAGAGCAUUUCCUCUAUUUUUUUUUUAUUCUGUUAAAUAAAAAAUUUAUCAUCAAAACGUUUUAUUUUUAUGCAUAAUGCAAUGUUUUUUCUGGACCGCACAGAAAUAAAAGUGAACCGCAGUUAUGAAUUGCUAUACUUUCCCUUUAAGUUUUCAAUACGAUAAACGUCUCGUAUUGAAGAUCAACAGAGAAUCCAUAAGUCAUCACUCGUAACGAAUAAGAUGAUUGAAAUAUGCAACGUCAUUUCGAGAUAAAAAGCCUAAGGAUUUUUUUUUUGUCAAAGUUCCCACGGUCACAUCCUUGUGCCAAUCACAAAAUUACAACGACGGUAACGGAUAUUGAUUUAAUAUCAUGAUAUAAUAUUUAAUCUUAAACACUAUUUACUAUUGAUAUUCGGUUUUUUUUUGUUAUGCAGAUAAUAGACGAGCGCAUAAUAACUGAAUCGAUAAAUCAUUAACUAGAAAAAUAAUAGCGAAAAAAAUACUAAAAUAAAUUGAAUGCCAUAUUGAGUCGGUGUAAUGAACUUUUUAAUAUUCGUUACCAUUGAUAAAAACAAAAAUUCAAUAAAACCGAGAAUUGAAAAAAAAAAA
Fopius arisanus is the source of this 2906-nucleotide messenger RNA. It is a transcript of the gene Coq5, whose product is annotated as ubiquinone biosynthesis protein COQ3, mitochondrial. Gene Ontology annotation, biological process: ubiquinone biosynthetic process. The record is from RefSeq and is a predicted model, not a curated record. Bases 145 to 1041 code for a protein of 298 amino acids. The transcript is spliced from 5 exons. Lineage: Eukaryota; Metazoa; Arthropoda; Insecta; Hymenoptera; Braconidae. Gene Ontology annotation, molecular function: methyltransferase activity.